GGAGGAACUGUUGGAGCUCAAUGUGUCAUGGAGCAGAACCGUGUUGUAAUGUGUCUCCUUGGGAUUAUUUAACACAUUUUAGUUCGGUACAAAGUAAGGUUACAAAGUGUGGGAUCGCCGUCGUUUUUUUAGGAAAUGCAGGGCGUGUAGGGAAACUGGUGCAAGUAGUUUCGGAAGUGGAGCGUGGCAGAGAAAAGGAGGAAGGGGGGUUCUCUACGGUGUCAUACCCGAUAGCUCUCCUCGCGUGCUUCAUUGCCGACUCUCCAGCGUGAAAUAUGGCGGAGCCUGUCACGGUUUCCGACAAUAAACACAAAUCCCAGGUGAACUCCGGGGCGUCGUAUUCCGGGAACGGCCGCAGCAGCGCCGCCGCCGCGGAGAGGAGCAGCGGCGGCAGCGGCAGCAGCAGCGGCGCCGGUGCGGCGGGCGGGGGGCUGUCCGGCGGCCUGACGCAGCCGGCCGGGUGGCAGUCCCUGCUGUCGUUCACCAUCCUGUUCCUGGCGUGGCUGGCCGGAUUCAGCUCGAGGCUCUUCGCUGUCAUUCGCUUCGAGAGCAUCAUCCACGAGUUUGACCCCUGGUUCAAUUACAGGUCAACGCACUACCUGUCUUCAAAUGGCUUCUACGAGUUCCUCAACUGGUUUGACGAACGAGCCUGGUACCCUCUGGGCAGGAUAGUGGGGGGCACGGUGUACCCGGGCCUGAUGGUCACAGCAGGACUCAUCCACUAUGUGCUCAACCUGCUGCACAUUACAGUCCACAUCCGGGACGUGUGUGUGUUCCUGGCCCCUGUCUUCAGUGGUUUAACGUCUAUCUCCACCUUUCUGCUAACACGGGAGCUGUGGAACCAGGGCGCGGGGCUGCUUGCAGCCUGCUUCAUUGCAAUUGUCCCCGGCUACAUCUCCCGUUCUGUGGCUGGCUCUUUUGACAAUGAAGGCAUAGCCAUCUUUGCCCUGCAGUUCACCUUCUAUCUCUGGGUGAAGUCGGUGAAGUCGGGAUCUGUGUUCUGGGCCAUAGGAUGCUGCCUCUCCUAUUUUUACAUGGUUUCAGCUUGGGGCGGUUACGUGUUCAUCAUCAACCUCAUUCCUCUUCAUGUAUUUGUCUUGCUGCUGAUGCAGCGCUUCAGUCGGAGAGUUUAUAUAGCCUAUAGCACCUUCUUCAUCAUCGGGCUGGUUCUGUCCAUGCAGGUCCCCUUUGUGGGUUUCCAGCCAAUCAGGACCAGUGAACAUAUGGCCGCAGCAGGGGUCUUCGUGUUGCUCCAGGUCUACGCCUUCCUGCAGUACCUGAAGGACCGACUGACGCGUCAGGAGUUCCAGACUCUCUUCUUUCUGGGCGUCUCUCUGGCUGCUGGGGUUGUUUUCCUCUCGGUCAUAUAUCUGACUUACACAGGUUACAUUGCUCCGUGGAGUGGGCGCUUCUACUCCCUCUGGGACACUGCCUAUGCUAAGAUCCACAUUCCCAUUAUAGCAUCGGUAUCUGAGCACCAGCCCACCACCUGGGUAUCCUUCUUCUUUGACCUCCACAUCCUUGUGUGCACCUUCCCAGCAGGCCUCUGGUUCUGCAUUAAGAACAUUAAUGAUGAGCGGGUCUUUGUGGCGCUCUACGCCAUCAGCGCGGUGUAUUUUGCGGGUGUCAUGGUGCGUCUGAUGCUGACUCUGACCCCAGUGGUGUGCAUGCUGUCAGCUGUGGCCUUCUCCUGUGUGUUCGAACACUACUUGGGUGAUGACAUGAAGAGACAGAGCCCGCCUGCAGAGGACAGCAGCGACGAGGAUGACAGGAAGAACGCCGGCAACCUCUAUGACAAGGCUGGGAAGGUGCGUAAACACGUGUCGGAGCAGGAGAAGGCCGAGGAGGGCCUAGGCCCCAACGUCAAAUCCAUCGUCACAAUGCUGAUGUUAAUGUUGCUGAUGAUGUUUGCUGUCCACUGCACCUGGGUCACCAGCAAUGCCUACUCCAGCCCCAGUGUGGUACUGGCAUCUUACAAUCACGACGGCUCUCGUAAUAUUCUGGAUGACUUCAGAGAGGCCUAUUAUUGGUUGAGGCAGAACACAGAGGAACACGCCAGGGUGAUGUCCUGGUGGGACUACGGCUACCAGAUAGCAGGCAUGGCAAACCGAACCACGCUGGUGGACAAUAACACAUGGAACAACAGUCACAUAGCACUGGUGGGCAAAGCAAUGUCGUCUAAUGAGACUGCAGCCUAUGACAUCAUGAGGUCGCUGGACGUCGACUAUGUCCUCAUCAUCUUCGGUGGCGUGAUCGGCUACUCGGGCGAUGAUAUCAACAAGUUCCUGUGGAUGGUGCGCAUUGCUGAGGGGGAGCACCCCCGGGACAUCAGGGAAAGUGACUACUUUACCCCACAGGGAGAGUUCAGGGUGGAUAAAGCCGGCUCCCCCACCUUACUCAACUGCCUUAUGUACAAAAUGUCUUACUACCGCUUUGGAGAGAUGCAGCUGGACUUCCGGACGCCACCAGGGUUUGACCGGACACGCAAUGCUGAGAUCGGCAACAAAGACAUCAAGCUGAAGCAUUUAGAGGAGGCCUUCACCUCUGAGCACUGGCUGGUCCGAAUUUAUAAGGUCAAAAAGCAGGAGAACAGAGACCGCGUGGAGCACAAGCUGCGAAGCAGCAAUGCCAAUAAACAGAAGUACACAUCCAAAAAGACCUCUAAGAGAAAGCGGGGCUACAUUAGGAACAAGCUGUCCCUCAAGAAGGGCAAGAAACUACAGAAGAAAUUUUUAUAGAAAGACCAUCACCAACAGAGGCACAUUACAGACAGGAGAGAGGAGAGAAAAUCAUAAAAAUAGAAAAAACUUCAAGCAAAACAAGCAACAACAGUAAAUCCACAUAACACCAGAGGCUCUCCAGACCCUCCAUCCUGAGCGUCCUCAUCUGCAGGUCCAGGCUGGAAGAUGGUACCAUCAUCCAGUAGAAUCCAUGAACCCCAAGAUGACCUGAAAGGGCAGGUGAAGGUCCCGAGAUCCUCCCCACACUGGAACUGUGACCUUUGACUCACUUUUCUUUUUCUACUUGAAUGUACUGUGAGCGAUGGGAGACGGAGAGACAACAAGGAAGAUUAACUGUCCUUAAACCAGGGACUUGGCUUGGGAACUGCUCUAUGCACCACUCAGACCAAUGUUCAGCUGUAGUAUAUGACAAAGUUGGAGAUGAGGCCCCAGCUAUGCUCACACUGAGACAAAUGCUCUUCCCUCUUGUUUGAGUUCAUGAAAUUGUCCCACUUGAUUAGUCUUUUUGAUGGAAAAGCAGAGGGAGCAGCAGAAAUACCUGCCCACCACCAUCCUGUCAGUAAGCACAGAUGUUCAGUCAUAUGAAUUCAGGUGCAAACAUUGAUCAUCCAGCCCUGGUUCAAUUUGAUUUAGUGUAUUUCGUUUUGAAGCGGGAAGGAGAAACCAUCAAGCUUCCUCUCACCUUAUGCUGCUACAUUGGCACAACAUAUUGUUUCAAUAUUAGACUGCAAGGCCUUGAUUACUUUUAUUCCUUUUGCCUGGGUGUGAUUUUCAUAGUGCUGACAACCAGAAGAUUGGGAGGAGCAGCAUUUAGGCAGGUUGAAAACAACCUGGGUUUUCAGAUUUGGAAGAUAAAAUAUAAAGGCCGGAAACUAACUUACCUACACUUAACAACACCUCAGGUACAUUCACUAAGUUGUAGCACCAAUUAAAUGGUCUUGCGUACAAUACUAACCAACAUCUCUGUGGAGAAACUACUACAUUGUUUCUUAGUACAAAAUACCAUCUAAGCAUGAAUUGGGACUUCUAACAAUGACUUAAUUGGCUAGAACAUCAAUCCCACUUUGCAGGGUAGGAUGUAAGUUGAACAUUUUUGAACCCUGGUUACACAGUCAGGUUGCAAUAGACACGAUGAAUUUGUUUUGUGUUGUCGUUCUUGUCCUUCGUAAAUUAGUAAAAUUGGCUGAAUGUUACUAAAUUGCUGGUUAGCUUACAUCUGAACAUGUCUGACCACUUCUAAUCACACUGAUGAAUUUAAGUCUGGAGCCAACAGAAACUGUGGCCAAAGCUAUGAAUUACAGCUUCAAUUACAUGAAACCAGAAUUCUCCUAUAAGCUACACAAACAAUUGUUGUUUACAGACAUACAGUAUGUUGGUAAACUUCUCUGGGCUCCACAUUCAGCAGUGUUCUGUUAGUGCAGGGACGACAGAUCAGGAACCGUGGGCUGCAUUUGAUCACUUGUGAUGUAUGAAUACAUUACACGUGCUGCUUCUCCCCUCUCAGAUAUAAGGAUCACACACUCUUUGCAGACGCUGCUUGCUCUUUCAUGAGCUAAGAAAAAAAGUUGUGCAGUCCCUCUGAGAUUUCUGCAGGAGGCAGCUGUGUUCCCACACUGAGAAGCUACAUUCUACUUGUUCUAACUGGCUGAAUGUCGGUGUCUUUUAACACUGUGGUAGAAUGUUGUCAGCACUAAGCCAAAUCCCCCUUUGAUUUCAAACAUCUUACAGGUUUUCCUAAAUAUAAUUUUAGGGACAGAUCAAGCUGAAGCUGUGUUUGUGGUCGUCAUGGGAACAGCAUAAGAAAAUCACGGUGGAUGAGAUAGUAUUGGCCUUAAAUAAACAUCAUAUCUUAACUACACUGUCUGUGUAAUAAAUACACUCACUGACUGUUUCUUAUUGGGACGAUGUCCAUGGUGACUAAGGUGAGCAUAGCAUCUUUGUGGUUUGUGAGGAUUCUUCCAUUAAUUGUAAUGAACGGGAUUGCAGAUGUGAGAAUGAAACAUGCCUUUUUGAUUAAAGAGGUUUAAGUAACUCUGUGA
Molecule: messenger RNA, 4780 nt
Organism: Betta splendens (Siamese fighting fish)
Lineage: Eukaryota; Metazoa; Chordata; Actinopteri; Anabantiformes; Osphronemidae
Product: dolichyl-diphosphooligosaccharide--protein glycosyltransferase subunit STT3B-like
Exons: 16
Coding region: 276-2738 (820 amino acids)
Biological process (GO): post-translational protein modification
Cellular component (GO): membrane
Molecular function (GO): dolichyl-diphosphooligosaccharide-protein glycotransferase activity
Source: RefSeq, a predicted model, not a curated record